Messenger RNA from Alosa sapidissima (American shad), 1753 nucleotides. RefSeq names its product splicing factor U2AF 35 kDa subunit. Gene Ontology annotation, cellular component: U2AF complex; spliceosomal complex. Gene Ontology annotation, molecular function: metal ion binding; pre-mRNA 3'-splice site binding. The record is from RefSeq and is a predicted model, not a curated record. NCBI's taxonomy places the organism in Eukaryota, Metazoa, Chordata, Actinopteri, Clupeiformes, Clupeidae. The transcript is spliced from 9 exons. Gene Ontology annotation, biological process: mRNA splicing, via spliceosome. Bases 848 to 1579 code for a protein of 243 amino acids.
ACCCGAAAAUGGCGGAGUAUUUGGCAUCCAUUUUUGGUACAGAGAAAGAUAAGGUCAACUGUUCUUUCUACUUCAAAAUUGGUGCAUGCCGCCAUGGCGACCGCUGUUCCAGGUUGCACAACAAACCCACUUUCAGCCAGACCAUCUUGAUUCAAAACAUCUACCGUAACCCCCAAAACAGUGCACAGACAGCCGACGCGUCCCGCUGUAAGUCCUAUUACUCCACAGCAGGGCGACAGGGGGGCGGCUAGUUCACCCCCUCUUUUUUUGUUAUGAUUCCGGCUCCUCCCGGUGUAGGUCCAGCUCAAAGCCUCUUGUGAAGAGGCAGCCUCAGCACUGUUAAACAGGGCUCCCAACCUUCCAGCACAUCACCUGCUCAUGGAGAACAUUCAGAGCACCCCCGCUCGCUAUGGCAGCAAUGCAAGUCGGCAAUGCACCCCUCUCUCCCAAAUGAAAAAAGAAUGCAAUAGGUAGCAAAGAGCCUGAGCGUAAUCUAUCCUCAUGUUGAGCCCUGUGUAGCAGAGCUGAUGCUUUGCCUCCUGCACAGGUAAGUAUUGUCUAGGGAUGUGAUCUGGGCCAUGGUGUUGCAGUGUGGGCACGACCAUGUCCUCCGCUAACCUCCGCUUUACUUUCUCCACAAGGGGCUCAGAACUCUGCCUGACCACAUCCUGUGAAAUUGGUGUUGUCAUUCCUAUCACGGACCAACCCAGCACGUAGAUAUGAUAUUAUUGUUUAGGGCAUAUGUGCCUUAUUAGUGGCGUGUAAAGCACCUUUUUUGUAUACAUGCACACAUAAUGUAUAUAACAGUUGUUUGUGUGCAUUUGUAAAUUGGUAUGUGUAAAAGAACAUGCAUACAUACAUACAUACAUACAUACAUAUAAAAAUAAAAAGUAAAAAAAUGUUGAUAAAAAUGAACUGUUUUCUGUUGUCUAGAGUUCAUGCAGAGUUCUGCUCACUUGAUAUUUUCAGCUUCUCCAGAUGUUCGGUUUCGUGGAGUCAUCUAAUCCCCCUUCUUUCCCCCCAGACCAUUGCCCUCUUGAACAUUUACCGUAACCCACAAAACAAUGCCCAGUCUGCUGAUGGUUUACGGAGUGCUGUAAGCGAUGUGGAAAUGCAAGAGCAUUAUGAUGAGUUCUUCGAGGAGGUCUUUACGGAGAUGGAGGAGAAAUAUGGAGAGGUGGAGGAGAUGAACGUGUGUGAUAACCUCGGUGACCAUCUAGUCGGAAACGUUUAUGUCAAGUUCCGCCGUGAGGAGGAUGCAGAGAAAGCUGUGAUGGACCUGAACAACCGCUGGUUCAACGCCCAGCCCAUCCAUGCAGAGUUGUCACCCGUCACCGACUUCAGAGAAGCCUGCUGUCGACAAUAUGAAAUGGGGGAAUGCACAAGAGGCGGCUUCUGUAACUUCAUGCAUCUGAAGCCCAUCUCUCGGGAGCUCCGGAGGGAACUGUAUGGGCGCCGCAGGAAACGGCACCGGUCGCGCUCACGUUCCCGUGAACGCCGUUCUCGUUCUCGUGACCGAGGCCGCCGUGAUCGUGAAAGGAAGAGGUCGAGGGAUCGGGAACGUUCUGGAAGAUUCUAACGCACCUCUUCUCAUCUCUCCGUGUUCCCUUGUCCCUUCAGUUCUGAACCAUUCAACCCGAUCAAAAUUCAUUUCAAAUGUUGGGCUUUUUUUCUUCUCGAUUAUUCCAUUUACUCUUUUUUUUUUUUUAAUAACUCAAGAAGCCUGAUUUCUCAAUAAAUUACUUUGUAGUUA